AUGGGCCUCCAUCCGACCGUUUUACUCUCAGCAGCCUAUCCCGGUCCGAGUGACAGCGACCCUCUCACCGAUGAUGAGCUAACCCUUCUGUUGGCUAUACCUCGCGUCGCUGAUUCUACACCUAAUGCCACCCUAUUCCGGUUUCCGGUUGGUCAUAUUCCUUCAAUGGGAUGGAUAGACGUCACUUGCGCCGAAGCCAGAUCUAUUAUCGCGCAUUUAGCGAUGGUAUGGAGACCAAGGCUUACCGAAAUACUUCAUCAAACGGAGCACUCUAUUCCCAAUCGCCCCGUUGGACCGGGAACAACUAUAUGUAUACUGGUUGAACCAGAUUUCCAUAGUAUCUUUCACUUGCUUGCUUUCUGGGCAAUCGGAUGCUCCGUGCAGUUUGUUUCAACCGCGGAUCCUAAUAUAUUGGACAGUCAGCUCACGCAGUCGGGGUGUGAUCUCAUAAUAUAUUCGGGAUUUGAUGAUGCUUGGGUCAUAGAACGGAAGCGGCGAUUUGAUGGGCCAAUAAUACAGCUUCCUGAAGAGGAGCAGGCUCACCGACUGGCGGUGUCUGAAAAGCAGCGGGAAGGUACAUCGCCUGCUUGGCCUAUUCCCCAACGCCCCUCCCCGGCUCUCAUCUUGCAGUCUACAGGGACCACUGGUUAUCCCAAACUACUGAGAUUAUCUCUUUAUUUCCACACGAUCGGGCACGAGUACAACUGUCGAAUGCACCUCAACUGUAUCUUCCCGGAUCGAACAGACAAGACACCUCAUAGCCAUCCUCGCCUUCUUCUUGCACCAUUCUAUUGGCAGAACUUUUAUCGAACUCUCUUCGUACACUUAACGACCGCCACUCCCAUUGCCUUUGCUUGGUUCAUGAACAUUCUCGAAUUUUCAUCGAGUCAACUCAUUGAUUGGGCUAAAACGCUCGAUGUGGGUGCAAUUGCGUGUGAUGCGGGACAAGUUUGUCAAAUGCCCAGAACGACCCUCGCGGAGCACGCAGGAUUUUUCCGGGGACUUUACUCGUUUACUUUGAGUGGGGCAGCCAUUGGAAGUUCUCUAUCGAAAUCCUUGGAGGAACUCGAUAUUCGAAUCACCAAUAUAUAUGGGAUGUCCGAAUUGGGUCGAUUACUAAUAUGUACUGAAGCACCCUACACACAACUUCGGCCCUUCCCAGACAUGGCAUUACCUCUCGUACGCCCACUUACUAAUUUCGGUUCCGACGGGUCCCGAAAUGUCGAGCUUUGGCUCCGACUCGCGAAUUUUGCGCCUCUAGCCCAUCACCAGACUCACAAGGGUGCCCCAAUUAAACUCGAGCCUUUCCCUGGAGAUGGGCCACAUAAGGGGGAGUAUGCAUUUAACCUGGGCGACGUAUUCCAAGAGUUGAUGGUCAAAACGACCAGAUUCGCUUGA
Messenger RNA from Rhizoctonia solani, 1398 nucleotides. Its product is annotated as AMP binding enzyme. The transcript has 4 exons. Bases 1 to 1398 code for a protein of 465 amino acids. The record is from RefSeq and is a predicted model, not a curated record. NCBI's taxonomy places the organism in Eukaryota, Fungi, Basidiomycota, Agaricomycetes, Cantharellales, Ceratobasidiaceae.